This is a messenger RNA of Elephantulus edwardii (Cape elephant shrew), 1645 nucleotides long. RefSeq names its product beta-carotene 15,15'-monooxygenase 1 (gene BCO1). The transcript is spliced from 11 exons. Gene Ontology annotation, biological process: retinal metabolic process; carotene catabolic process. NCBI's taxonomy places the organism in Eukaryota, Metazoa, Chordata, Mammalia, Macroscelidea, Macroscelididae. Gene Ontology annotation, molecular function: carotenoid dioxygenase activity; beta-carotene 15,15'-dioxygenase activity. The record is from RefSeq and is a predicted model, not a curated record. Bases 11 to 1645 code for a protein of 544 amino acids.
GACACCUGACAUGGAGCUCAUAUUUGGCAGGAAUAAGAAGGAACAACUGGAGCCCGUGAAGGCCCACGUGACGGGCAAGAUCCCAACAUGGCUGCAGGGCACUCUGCUUCGGAAUGGGCCUGGGAUGCACACGGUGGGAGAGACCAGGUACAACCACUGGUUUGAUGGCCUGGCCUUGCUGCACAGCUUCACGAUUCGAGACAGUGAAGUCUACUACAGGAGCAAAUACCUGAGAAGCAGCACCUACACCGCCAACAUCGAGGCAAACCGGAUUGUGGUGUCCGAGUUUGGGACGAUGGCCUAUCCAGACCCCUGCAAAAACGUAUUUGCCAAAGCUUUCUCCUACUUGUCCCACACCAUCCCAGAUUUCACCGACAACUGCCUCAUUAACAUCAUGAGGUGUGGAGAAGACUUCUAUGCAACCACAGAAACCAAUUACAUCAGGAAAAUCAACCCACAGACUCUGGAAACCCUGGAGAAGGUUGAUUACCGGAAGUACGUGGCUGUAAAUCUGGCCACGUCUCAUCCUCACUAUGAUGAGGCUGGAAAUGUUCUCAACAUGGGCACGUCCAUCGUGGACAAGGGGAAGACGAAGUACGUGAUGUUUAAGAUCCCUGCCAAGGUGCCAGAGGACAAGAAGAAGGGGAAGAAUGCCUGCCUGAAGCACAUUGAGGUGUUCUGCUCCAUCCCCUCACGCUCCCUGCUCGCCCCGAGCUACUACCACAGUUUCGGGGUCACCGAGAACUACAUCAUCUUCCUGGAGCAGCCAUUCAGGUUGGACAUCCUCAAGAUGGCAACUGCCUACAUGCGGGGAGUGAGCUGGGCAUCCUGCAUGACCUUCCACAAGGAGGACAAGACUUACAUCCACAUCAUUGACCAGCGGACCAGGAAGCCUGUGGUGACCAAGUAUUACACAGACGCGCUGGUUGUCUUCCACCACGUCAAUGCCUAUGAGGACGGCGGCUGCGUGGUAUUUGAUGUCAUCGCCUACAAGGACAGCAGCCUGUACCAGCUCUUCUACUUGGCCAACCUGAACCAGGACUUCGCGGAGAAUUGCAAGCUCACCUCCACCCCCACCCUCAAGAGGUUCGCGGUGCCCCUCCACGUGGACCAGGAAGCAGAAGUGGGCUCUAAUUUAAUCAAACUGGCAUCUACAACAGCAACAGCAGUGAAGGAGAGCGAGGACCACGUGCACUGCCAGCCCGAGCUGCUCUAUGAAGGCUUGGAGCUUCCUCGGAUCAACUACACUCACAACGGGAAACCGUACCGGUACGUCUUUGCUGCUGAAGUCCAGUGGAGCCCAAUCCCAUCCAAGAUACUCAAAUAUGACAUUGUCACAAAGACUUCCUUAAAGUGGGAAGAGGAGGACUGCUGGCCAGCAGAGCCACUGUUUGUACCUGCACCAGACGCCCAGGACGAGGAUGACGGAAUUAUCUUAUCUGCCAUCGUUUCUACCGAUCCCCAAAAACCUCCUUUUCUGCUCAUUCUGGAUGCCAAAAGCUUCACGGAGCUGGCCCGUGCCUCUGUGGAUGUGGACAUGCACCUGGACCUGCAUGGGCUGUUCAUCCCUGAUGCACGGGACCCCUUCCCUGACAAGGAGGACAGGGCUGAGGCCUCAGACCACCUGGAGCCCCAGCAGGCCUGA